Molecule: messenger RNA, 260 nt
Organism: Adineta steineri
Lineage: Eukaryota; Metazoa; Rotifera; Eurotatoria; Adinetida; Adinetidae
Source: the annotation of a GenBank genome assembly
AUGUUUUCAUUUAAUGCUGAACAUUUUUAUUUCUUACAUGAUCUUAUUUCAUCAUAUAUGAAAGAAAAAGAAAAAGCAACAGCACAUGACAAGCCUCGCUCACGAGCAACAGCAGCAGGAUCACAUCCACCACCACUACCGUCAACAGCAACUACAAAUGAUAACCCAACAUUAACGUCAUUUGAUGAAGUAAGAAGUGAUGAUAUACGUUGUUAUCAUUGUCCUGAUGCAAAAUGGAAAUUACAACCAACUAUAAAACU